Molecule: messenger RNA, 8007 nt
Organism: Octopus sinensis (East Asian common octopus)
Lineage: Eukaryota; Metazoa; Mollusca; Cephalopoda; Octopoda; Octopodidae
Product: talin-2-like
Biological process (GO): cell-cell adhesion
Cellular component (GO): cytoskeleton; plasma membrane; focal adhesion
Molecular function (GO): integrin binding; actin filament binding; structural constituent of cytoskeleton
Source: RefSeq, a predicted model, not a curated record
GUCACCCUCAAUAGAAAACGGCUAAACCCUUUGCCAAAAUACAAGACACACCAACCCGCAGCCGCGGCACUUGAAUUAACAGAAAACUCUCAUCUGCCGCUGUCCGUCCCACUUUUUUCGCCCAACCAUGGCCACCCUGUCGCUAAAGAUCAGCGUUGUUGGCAGCAAUGUAGUGAAAACAAUGCAGUUUGAUCCUUCUACCAUCGUUUUCGAUGCUUGCCACAUCAUCCGAGAGAAAAUAGCCGAUGCUAUCGGCAACGACAAAAAACCUGCUGAAUAUGGUCUCUUCCUGGCCGACGAUGAUCCAAAAAAAGGCACAUGGUUGGAACCAAGCAAAUCUUUAGAAUAUUUUCUGCUGAGAAAUGGGGACCUUGUGGAAUACAAAAUGAAACACCGCAUAUUAAAAGUCCGGACAUUGGAUGAUAUAAUAAAGACAUUAAAAGUUGAUGACAGCUGUCCUAUUGGCAUGUUAAUGGUGACCAUUUGUACCAGACUAGGAAUUACAAAUCAUGAAGAAUACUCUUUGGUACGCGAGCUGCCGGAAGAGGAAAAAGAAAAAACAAUGACCCUGAAGAGAGACAAAUCCAUCGCUAAGGACCAGAAAAAACUCGAAGAGAUGAGACGAAAGCUACACACAGAUGAUGAUGUAAAUUGGUUGGACCAUUCCAAGACAUUGAGAGAACAAGGAAUCGAACACAAUGAAAUCUUGCUUCUUCGACGGAAGUUUUUCUUCUCCGAUCAAAACGUUGAUGCACGGGAUCCAGUACAGCUGCAGUUGCUGUAUGUGCAGUGCCGUGAUGGUAUCAUAGAUGGAACCCACCCAGUCACACAAACAGAAGCCCUACAGUUUGCAGGCCUUCAAUGUCAGAUCCAGUUUGGUAAUUAUGUAGAAAGUAAACACAAACCUGGCUUCUUAGAACUUAAAGAAUUCCUCCCCAAAGAAUAUAUCAAAAUAAAAGGGAUUGAAAAGAAGAUAUUUCAGGAACACAAAACUCAGAAUGGUUUAUUGGAUGUUGAAGCCAAAGUGAAAUAUACGCAAUGCUGCCGAAAUCUCAAGACGUAUGGAAUCACAUUCUUCUUAGUCAAGGAAAAAAUGAAAGGAAAAAAUAAACUGGUUCCUCGAUUACUUGGAAUCACCAAAGAAAGUGUUGUCAGAAUGGAUGAAAAAACUAAAGAAAUUAUCAUGACGUGGCCCCUCACAGCACUAAAGCGAUGGGCACCAUCCCCGAAUAGUUUUACCCUGGAUUUAGGGGACUAUUCUAAUGAAUAUUACUCAGUUCAAACGACGGAGGGGGAGCAAAUUUCACAACUCAUUUCUGGAUAUAUUGAUAUUAUCAUGAGAAAGAAAAAGGCUAAAGACCAUUUGGGCAUCGAAGGUGACGAGGUGUCCUCCAUGUACGAAGACAGGGUCACCCCUGCCCAAGCCUUUAUCAUUAAACAUGUUGAUUCUAAAGUCGAUCACCCAAGUUCGGGCAACGUAGCUAUUCCCGCUGUCAUCCGUGAUGCUAUGCCUGAAGGUGGCACGAUUUCUGUCGGCACAUUUGGUCGUGCCGAAUUUGGUGAAACCUCCAGUCCUAUGUUCCCGGGACAAGCUCCAGUUCAGAGUCAGAGUGUCCGCGAAGUUAUCCUUAGUAAGGCCCAGAAGGCCCUAUUAACCACUAUUAAGGAGGGGUUGGAUAAUAUUGACUAUGCUAGAACUGAGCUUGCGAAAAAAGCUGAUUUGCCUGAGCUUGGCUCUGAUGCGGCUUCAAAGAAAUGGGCUGAGAACGAGUUAGAUCUUUCGAAGCAAAAGGUCACCGCGCAGUUGUCAGCUAUGGGGGCCGCUACCGCACAACUUGUGAGUCUCACUAAUGUCCAGGAAGAGCACGAUGCCACAGCACUCGGAGCUGCAAUCCAUACAAUUUCUUCAAACAUGAACGAGUUUUCACACGAUGUUCGUAUGCUGGCCGCACUGCAGGGGGAAGGCAGUGGUAACAAGUUACUGGAUGCUGCCAAGCUUCUAGCUGGUGCCUUCUCUGAUCUCCUCAAUGCAGCGCAACCAGGAACAAGAGGGCCGAACCAGAAUAUAGUGACAGCUGCCCACAAGGUGGGUGAUGCUAGCCAUGACAUUAUGAAGGGUGUCGCAGAAGGUGGAGAACUGGACCAUUCCUUCCAAGACACUCUAUUGGCCUUGGCAAAAGCUGUUGCCAACGCUACGGCAGCACUGGUCCUGAAAGCCAAAGAUGUGUCUCGCAAGUGUGAAGACCAGGCUCUUCAGAACAAGGUGAUCAAUUCGGCGACCCAGUGUGCCCUGGCAACAUCUCAACUUGUUGCCUGUGCCAAGGUUGUUGCACCAACAAUCAGUAACCCAGCCUGCCGCGACCAGUUGUUCGAUGCAGCGAAACAAGUUGCAAAUUCUGUGGAUGGAAUCGUUGAGGCUGCAAUGUUUGCCUGCAAAGAUGAGCAUCUGCUGAGCGAUUUAGGAGAAGCAGCAACAGCAGUUACCAAGGCACUUAAUGAUCUCCUUCAACAUGUCAAGAUGGGGACAGGCAGUGGUGAGGGUGGCCAGAAUGAACAAGCUGUUGACACCAUACUAACAGCAACAGACCGACUUUUCAGCAGUGUCGGUGAUGCGCACGAGAUGGUGAAACAAGCGAAAAUGUUGGCACAGGCAACUUCGCAACUGGUCUGUGCCAUUCGAUCCCAAGCGGAGUCCUACCAAGACACGGACAUCCAGAAAAGACUGUUGGCUGCCGCUAAGCAACUAGCAGAUGCCACAGCCAAAAUGGUGGAGGCUGCAAAAGGAUGUGCCUCCAAUCCGAACGAUUCCAGCCAGCAAGGUAACCUUCGUAUUGCAGCUGAAGAACUUCGCUCAGCCACCAAUGCUGCUGCCAGCAACGCCCUGAAGAAAAAACUCAUCAACAGAUUAGAAAACGCAGCCAAGCAAACUGCGGCCGCAUCUGUGCACCUGAUUAGUGCAGCAAAUACAGCUGGCAAAUCAAACUCCAAUUCUGUAUCUCAGCAGCAUCUGCACUUUGAAUGCAAGGCUGUAUCAGACCAAAUGUCUUCUAUUGUGCAAGGCGUGAAAGCCACAACACAAAACCCUGAAAAUCCUGCCAGUCAGUUAAACCUAAUCAAUGCCUGUCAGAAUUUCAUACAGCCCUGUGCUAAAUUGAUAGAUGCCAGUAACGCUGCACUCCCAACGGUCACAGAUCCCUCGGCGGCCCUCAAUCUCACAAACGGUGUCAAAUCUCUCUCUUCAGCUCUUGCUGAACUUCGAUCUUGUACAGGAAAGGCCACCGAUAUGUGCCGAUACCUCGAACUCGACAGUGCUAUUGAAGAACUAAGUCACAUUGACCUUGAACUUGAAGAUAUUCUCAACACAGCAAGGAAUGGCAAAUUAGUUCCAUUACCAGGAGAAACGGCGGAGUCUGCAGUGUCUCUCCUUGGCUCCACAUCAAAAACAGUUGGCUCUUCUAUGGCCCAGCUCUUGACUGCCACUGUACAGGGUAACGAAAACCACACCAGUUUGGCAGCUCGUGACACCGCCAACGCCUUGCGGAAGUUUGCUUCUGCAGUUCGUGCCGUUGCGGCCACAACAGAAGAGAAGGCCUUACAAGAGCUAAUCAUCAACAAUGCUCGUGACAUCAUUGAGAAGUCCAAACUGUUAUUGGACGAAGCCAAACAGGCUGUCAACACUCCAAAGAACCCAGAAACGCAACAGAGAUUGGCUCAAGUAGCCAAAAGUGUGUCCAACGCCUUAAACAACUGCCUGAACUGUUUGCCUGGUCAAAGAGAUGUUGAUAAUGCCAUCCGAGGCAUCACAGAGUCCAGCCAGGCUCUUUCAACCUCACAGAUCCCAGAGACCAACAGAUCAUACCAGGAGGCCCAGGGCGAAAUGAACCAAGCGGCCGUGAAUUUGAACCAAGCAGCCAGCGACAUAGUGACCACGUCGCGCGGCACUCCACAGCAGCUUGCCUCCUCGUCCAACCGUUAUGGACACGCCUACAAGGACUUUGUGGACAGCGGUCUAGUUAUGGCUGGCGUCACGAAGGACAGUGACACCCAAAUGCAGAUAAUCGGAGGACUGAAAAGUGUGUCCACAGUGUCCAGCAAGUUACUUGUCGUGGCUAAGUCUGUGUCAGCAGACCCCAACGCGCCAAACGCGAAGAACCUACUUGCACAAGCUGCCAGGGCAGUAACUGACAGCAUUAACCAACUCAUAAACAUUUGUACCGUAUCAGCACCAGGACAAAAGGAAUGCGAUAAUGCUUUGCGGCAAAUCCAGAUGAUGCGUAGCCUGCUCGAAGUUCCCAACGAACCAGUCAGCGACCACUCGUACUACGAGUGUCUGGAGUCAGUCAUGCAGAUAUCAAGGACUGUCUCCACUAAGGAACUCCAGUCUCUUGGCGAUGCCAUGACAGGAAUAUCAAAUGAUGCCAAGAAAGCUGACACGGAUGGGUUCUGCGAGGCCGUCAGAAACUUCUCCUCAUCCAUUAAUGGCCUGACUGAAGCUGCUGCUCAGUCUGCCUACUUGGUUGGUAUCGCUGACCCGGCCUCUGAGCCUGGACACGCUGGUCUUGUUGACCAAUCCCAGUUCGCUCGAGCGAACCAAGCGAUCCAGACAGCGUGUCAAAACCUCACUUAUCCAGCAAGAUCCCACUCAGAGUAUUACGCUUCCUGGAACAGCCGUGCCAUGGUCCUCUCUGCUGCUACUGUUGUUGCUAAACACACAUCUGCCCUAUGUAAUGCCUGCCGACUAGCAUCGUCAAUGACCAGCAACCCUGUAGCUCGGCGCCACUUCGUUCAGGCUGCCAAAGAAGUUGCCAACAGCACUGCCAACCUGGUAGCUGCUAUCAAGAACCUCGACAUUGAUUUCACUGAAGAAAACCGCCAAAACUGUGCAAAAGCUGCAGUGCCCCUCCUCAAGGCUGUUGACGAAUUGACUUGUUUUGCUUCUUCACCUGACUUUGCAAGUGUCCCCGCUAAGAUCAGUACAGAGGCUCAAAAAGCUCAAGAACCAAUCACUUUGGCCGGCAUGUCAAUGAUAGACGGUGCCUGCCAUAUGCUCCAAGCUGCUAAGCAACUGGCUGUCAACCCCAAAGAUCCUUCAACCUACCAGUUGUAUUCUAACCAUUCCAAGAGUGUCUCUGAUGCCAUGAAGAAGUUGGUAUCUUCUAUAAAGGACAGCGCCCCUGGACAGAAAGAAUGCGAUGAGGCGAUCAAGCAACUGGAACGUAUCAUCCGGGAAUUGGACCAGGCGUACAUGUUGGCCACGAGCCAGAAAAUGGUCGAUCACAACGAGAAGACGCUGCAAGGUUAUCAGGAGCAGAUGCUGCACUGCCUCUGUCCCAUCAUCGAGAAAGUGGACAAUAUUUGCAAUGUAGCGAAAUCUGAAGCACAGAAUCUCGGUCACAUGAUCUCAUUCUUGACCAAUUACCUCGGGCCCCUGGCAGAAGGUGCCAUUGGCGCCGCAUCCAAAAUGAUGAACUCGAAACAACUGUUAUCAACACUGGAUUUUACUAAAACUGUACUGGAAUCUGCUCUGCAGUUUAUAUAUGCCUGCAAGGAAGGGGGAGGUAACCCAAAGGCGGAGAAAGCCCAUGCCCAGAUUGAUGAGACAGGAACCGGUCUGAAAGAUGUCCUGCAAGAUUUACUUCAGAUGAUUGAAGAAGCUGCAUCGCAGGCCGGUGUUGUAAGCAAUAUGAUAGACAGCAUAACUAAAUCUAUGGCGGAGACUGAUCUCAACCUAGAUGUGACUGAUGGCAAGUCCUAUGUAGAUUACCAAACCAGUAUGGUGCGUCUCGCUCGACAGAUUGCCAGCUCAGCUCAAGACAUGCUUGGAAAGAAUGAAACAAACAUAUCAGAACUUGGGGCUUUGGCCAACAAAUUGACCAGAGAUUAUCGUCAGCUAGCAAGCAAUUCUCGCGGUGCAUGCAUGACUGCUAACAGCCCUGAGGUGACAAACCGUAUCAAGACAUCAGUCAUUGAACUGGGCAAGAGCUGUAUAUCCCUGGCGCAAGAUGCAGGAAGCAUGCAGUCGAACCCCUCGGACGAGUUCUGUAAGCGGGACCUGAAUGCACACGUGAAAGAGGUUACUGAAAAGGCUUCUUAUGUUCUGGCAUCUCUACAAUCUGGGUCUCGAGGUACCCAGGCUUGUAUCAAUGCUGCCAGCACUGUAAGUGGCAAUGGAGACCUCAACACCACAAUAAUGUUUGCGACAGCUGGGACCCUGAAUACAGAGGACGAAGAGAACUUCACAGAUCACAAAGAGAACAUCUUAAAGACAGCAAAGGCCCUGGUUGACGACACCAAACUCUUGGUCGCUGGUGCUGCCUCCAACCAAGAACAGUUAGCUAAUGCAGCCCAGAUGGCCGUCAAAACCAUAACACAGUUAUCAGACGUUGUGAAAUUAGGGGCCGCCUCCCUUGGAUCUGACCAACCAGAAGCACAGGUUUUGUUGAUAAAUGCUGUCAAAGAUGUCGCCUCUGCCCUUGCCGAUCUUAUUAGCGCCACGAAAAACGCUUCUGGCAAAAAUGUGUCUGAUCCCGCUAUGGGUAGUUUAAAGGAUUCCGCUAAGAUCUCUGGCGUCGUUGCUUCUGCUGCAGAGACAAUGGUAACCAAUGUCACUUCUCUCCUUAAAACGGUGAAAGCCGUUGAAGACAAGACGCAAAGAGGUACAAGAGCUCUAGAGUCAACCAUUGAAGCUAUUAGCCAGGAACUCCGAGUGUAUCAGUCCCCAACUCCGCCUGACCAGAAAGCUUCAGCCGAAGAUCUGAUACAGUACACAAAGCCUAUCACCACGGCAACGACCAAAGCUGUUGCCGCCGGAAACUCAGGGAACCAGGAUGAUGUUAUAGUGGCAGCCAACAUUGGACGCAGGGCCAUCUUUGAUCUUCUCAAUGUUUGCAAAGCUGCUUCCUUUACCGGAGAGACAGCAGAUAUCCGACAGAAGACUCAAAUGGCUGGUUGUUCUUGUGCUAUGGCAUACAAAGAAGUCCUUGAGCAUGUUAGCUACGCUCUACAGAAGCCCUCAGCUGAAUCGAAACAAAACAUGGUGAGCGUGUCAAGAAAUGUGGCCACGUCCGUCGCAGAAAUUGUGCAGUGUGCGGAAGCUAUCAAAGCUUACUAUAUCCAAGAUAACGAAGGUGUUGUAGAAGAAAAAUAUAAAACCGACCCUAGUGCAUUACCAUCACCAGAUGGUAAAUUAGGGCCUAAUUGGGUUGAUUACGGUGACCCGACAGUUAUUGCAGAAAAUGAACUCCGUGGUGCAGCAAGCUCAAUUGAAGCUGCUGCCAAAAAACUUGCCCAGCUGCAGCCCCGUCAAGCUGCGAAAACAGCUGACGAGAGCCUGGGAUUCGAAGAACAGAUUCUGGAAGCAGCGAAAUCGAUUGCAACUGCAACAGCUGCCCUCGUAAAGUCAGCGUCAGCUGCACAGAAGGAACUAAUACUCCAAGGAAAGGUGUCCGCUUCAUACUCAAAGUCUACCCUGGACGAAGAUGGCCAGUGGUCUCAGGGCUUAAUUUCUGCAGCUCGCCGCGUGGCAGCUGCAACACAAAGCCUGUGUGAGGCUGCUAAUGCAAUGGUGCAGGGUCAGGCAAGUGAAGAAAAAUUAAUUGCAUCAGCGAAGGAAGUUGCUGGUUCGACCGCUGCCCUCUUGGUGGCAUGCAAAGUGAAGGCUGACGUCGGUUCAAUCUCAAUGCACAGAUUGCAGGCGGCAGGAAAUGCAGUGAAGAAGGCGUCAGAUGCAUUAGUCCAAGCAGCACAGCAGUCACAGAGCUUCGAAGCUGAUGAAGAUGAGUUGACCAUAAAUAAACGAAUGGUUGGAGGUAUUGCACAGGAAAUUAUGGCGCAGGAAGAAAUUCUGCGAAAAGAGAAAGAGCUUGACUCAGCUCGGAAACGCUUGGCUGAGAUUCGGAAAGCUCGCUACAAGGACAAACCUCCAGAGGAUUACGACUCCUCCUCUUCAUUUUAAACUAAUCAAAAAAAAACACUUAACGAACUUCAAAGAAAAAAAAAAGAAAAAAA